UCCCGCCACUCUCACCAUCCAUCUCCGCUCUCACGACUAUCUCCGAAGAUGGUUCUCACAUACGGCACGGGCGGUGCGACCGCCGCCUUGACGGUGGUUGGCUUGUACAUGCUGUUCAACGGCGAGGGCGAAGCAUUCAACGUCGGACGCUUCCUCGAAUCUAUAUCACCAUACACCUGGGCUAGUUUGGGCAUCAGUCUAUGCAUUGGUCUCUCCGUCGUAGGAUCGGCGUGGGGUAUCUUUACAACCGGUGUGUCCAUCGUCGGUGGUGGUGUUAAGGCUCCCAGGAUACGAACCAAGAACUUGAUCUCGAUUAUCUUCUGCGAAGUCGUUGCCAUCUACGGCGUCAUUAUGGCCAUCAUCUUCUCCUCGAAGAUGCAGGCUGUCGGGGACACUGAGAAGCUUUACUCUGGGUCCAACUACUUCACCGGCUAUGCGCUGUUUUGGGCUGGACUCACAGUCGGCAUGUGCAACCUGAUCUGCGGUGUCUCUGUUGGUAUCAACGGAAGUAGCGCAGCGUUGGCAGAUGCUGCUGAUCCUUCGCUUUUCGUCAAGAUCCUCGUUAUUGAGAUCUUCAGUUCCAUUCUUGGUCUGUUUGGUCUCAUUAUUGGACUGCUUAUGCAGAGCGCCGCAAAGGACUUUGACUGAGCGCAUUGACAAACUUGCACAACGAACAAUUUCAGUCAAAGAAGCGAUCAAGUCGAUAAACAAGAGGGGAUACGGCAGGAAGAGAGGGUAUUUCAGACUUAGCACCUCAAAACUGAAGGCAAUUUUGGAAGGGUUCGCCGAAGUUGUACGAUGUACAUAGGGAAGGCGCUUGUAUAAUGCAUGUAUCACGAGCGAGCAUUGGCGUUAGAUAUCAAGUUUCGAUCAGGGUUCAUUACAAGAAAUCACAUAUGUUGAACGCU
Macroventuria anomochaeta is the source of this 908-nucleotide messenger RNA. RefSeq lists its product as uncharacterized. Lineage: Eukaryota; Fungi; Ascomycota; Dothideomycetes; Pleosporales; Didymellaceae. Gene Ontology annotation, molecular function: proton-transporting ATPase activity, rotational mechanism. The transcript is spliced from 4 exons. Gene Ontology annotation, cellular component: proton-transporting V-type ATPase, V0 domain. Gene Ontology annotation, biological process: proton transmembrane transport. The record is from RefSeq and is a predicted model, not a curated record. Bases 49 to 648 code for a protein of 199 amino acids.